CUAGAUGAUAGCAUUCCAUUUCUCCCACUUCCGCCAGCAUUCGACUCCCACAAUCGAGAAAAUUGGGCAUCAUUGUCGAAGGAGAUUGAGACAUGGCUGGUAUUGGAAGUGGAUCCAGAGUCACCAUUGUGGACUUGGGGACAUGAUGCCUUUUGGCUAGCAUUUAUUGGCACAUAUCCAUACUUCCUGAGAGACAGAUGGCCAAUGUGGGAUUCUCGAGUACCGUUGCAAGGUACAUUCAUUGAAGCAUGGUUAGAUCAGUUGAGCGGCGCAAAGGCAAAUUGGAUUGGAGUACGAGGCAUCAAUGAAGUACUUGAUCAUGUUUGGACUGAGUUCUGCAUGCAUGUGGCCCUCUUCUAUCCCAGUCCCCUUAUUUCUUCUGACUGCCUUCAGGAUGAUCAAGCUUGCACUUCACAUGUUUCAGUAUGUUAA
Molecule: messenger RNA, 432 nt
Organism: Suillus bovinus
Lineage: Eukaryota; Fungi; Basidiomycota; Agaricomycetes; Boletales; Suillaceae
Exons: 1
Source: RefSeq, a predicted model, not a curated record